Molecule: messenger RNA, 378 nt
Organism: Diaporthe amygdali
Lineage: Eukaryota; Fungi; Ascomycota; Sordariomycetes; Diaporthales; Diaporthaceae
Product: mynd zinc finger
Exons: 3
Coding region: 1-378 (125 amino acids)
Source: RefSeq, a predicted model, not a curated record
AUGUACACCGUCCGCCUCGCCGCCAUGUUAAUGCAAAGCGGAGCUAAGAUCAGCGACGACAACAUGCAGCACCUGCGCGAGAUUGUUCCGCAGAUACAUUCCAGCCCGGGGUAUGCAUCCCCUCUCAACGAUGAUGGCUUUCGCGAUCCUGGAAAAGUCCAGUUCCUCGCGGCUUUGGAGCACUAUAAGCCAGGCACGCCACCGCCUAGCUGCUACAAGUGUGGCAAGAUCCAGGCCGACAUAGGUAAGAAGCUUUCCGUCUGCUCCAGAUGCAAGGUGGCUUCGUACUGCGACCAUGACUGCCAGAAGGCUCAUUGGAGCGCUCACAAGCCUUCAUGCUUCUACCACCGAAACCCUCCUAUGAUGCUCAACGUCUAG